Castor canadensis (American beaver) is the source of this 378-nucleotide messenger RNA. Lineage: Eukaryota; Metazoa; Chordata; Mammalia; Rodentia; Castoridae. The record is from RefSeq and is a predicted model, not a curated record.
AUGUUCAGUGCUUGGGAUCGCCGGGACCGCCCCUCCGAGGAGAGGGCAGCUGCAGAACUCCAGGGCUUCGCUGUGGACAAGACCUUCCUGUCUUCCUUCAAAGGCAUCCUGCUGGAAACUGAGCUGGCCCUGACCUUCAUCAUCUUCAUUUGCUUCACGGCUUCCAUCUCUGCCUACAUGGCCGCGGCGCUGCUGGAGUUCUUCAUCACGCUAGCCUUCUUCUUCCUCUAUGCUACCCAGUACUAUCAGCGCUUCGAUCAGCUUAACUGGCCUUGUCUGGUUUUUGGCAUCAUCCUGGUUUCUGUCUUUGCCUAUGAUGCUUUCAAGAUCUACCAGACUGAGAUGGCACCCAGGGCCACCCAAGGGGAUCAGCAGUGA